Messenger RNA from Spodoptera exigua (beet armyworm), 3960 nucleotides. The record is from the annotation of a GenBank genome assembly. NCBI's taxonomy places the organism in Eukaryota, Metazoa, Arthropoda, Insecta, Lepidoptera, Noctuidae.
CUUUUUAUAUAAACAUAGAAAUAAAAAAAUCGUAACGGUGAUUAAAAGGUAAAUUAAACAAACACAGAUAAUGAAAGUGAUUAUUAUCUGUCAACGAACUAUUUUAUAUCUGUUGCCACACUAUACGUUAGUUGUCAAAAAAUCUUGUUCUCGCUUGGCUCGUCCUGUGUUUGUUGUAUCAAUUUGUAUGUCAAUUAUCAAUUAACCCUCGUUUAAUAAUGGCCUGUUGAUUAUUAAAAAGCAGUGCUCGGUGCUGAUACUAUCGAUGUGCACUUCGAAGUUUGUGUAAAUCAUGGCUGCUGGUGGCGAGGAUCUGUGGCGCGAGUGCGCGUCCUGGCUGACGAGAUGUGGUUUGCUACGUCCCGACCAUAAGGCGAACUGGGAAACGAGUUCAAUUCAUGACCUGGCGUAUACCCUGCGAGAUGGUGUACUGCUGUGCAACCUGCUUAAUGUGCUGCAUCCAGGCUGCAUUGACAUGAAGGACGUGAACCAGCGGCCUCAGAUGGCACAGUUCCUGUGCAUGAGGAACAUCAAAGUGUUCCUCCGAACAUGUCACGAGGUGUUUGAGCUGCGGGAGACGGACCUGUUCGACCCGUCCAUGUUGUUCGACCUCUCCAACUUCCAUCGUGUGCUGUGUACACUGGCCAAGCUCAGCCAGUGCCCCAAGGCUCUGGCUAAGAAUAUCAAACCAUUCUCAGCACUACGGACACAGUCGGAGGAGGACAUCUACAAAGAUCUGCAAUCUGUCGGCGGCGCGAGCGCUCCGGCGGCUGACGUGGGUGAGUACGCGAGCUACUGCGCGCGCAUCCACGACGAGGAGAUCUACCACGACCUGUGCGCGGUGAAGAACAGCGUGCGUGACCUACCGCCCGUGCAGCCGCCCGCUUUCAACACACUCGCGACAUCUUCACAUAGUUUAGAAAAGAGAGAUUACGUUAUAAGAGAGCUGGUCGAUACAGAGAACAACUAUGUGGAUGUUCUCAGCAAAAUUAUCAAAUACUUCCUGAGGCCGCUGAUGCCAUACCUCAAACCUCAGGAUAUGCAAGUCAUAUUCUUCGGGAUUAAGGAACUUCACGAGACACACACAGGCUUACUAAGGCAGCUGAAGUUAGCAACAGAAGCGUGCGUUCCGGGCAAUGGAGCGCCGCGAUUGGCGGACGUGUUCCUUGCGUGGCGCGAACGGUUGCUGCUGUACGGAGACUAUUGCUCAAACCUCACCAACGCUCAGGAUACGCUCAAAAACUUAGACGCUAGAGAUUCUACCUUCAGUAAACAGUUAGCGAAAUGUCAGAAGGAGCACAGCGACGGUCGGAUACAGCUGCGUGACAUCCUGUCGGUGCCGAUGCAGAGGGUGCUCAAAUAUCAUCUCUUGCUGGACAAACUCGUGCAUGAGACGCAGCCCAAUCAUGAGGAGUUCCGAGGGUUGGAAAGGGCGAAGGAGGCGAUGGUGGACGUAGCGCAGUACAUCAAUGAGGUCAAGAGGGAUAGCGAAGUGCUAGCGCUACUCGCUAAAGUACAGGAGAGUAUAAUAGACUGGGAGGGCGGAGCCCUAGGUGCGGGGGGCGCAGGCCUGGCGGCAUACGGGCGCCUCCUGCUGGACGGCGAGCUAAAGGUGAAGGCACAUGAGGACCAGAAGGUGCGCUCGCGAUACGUCUUCGUGUUUGAUAAGCUCAUGCUGCUCUGCAAACCUGUCAAGCUCCUGUCCUCGCAGGACAAUCAGUACUCGUACCGCGUCGGAGUGCGGCUGGCUGAGUACCGCGUGGAGGAGGGCUGCGGCAGGAGGGCGCUGCGGGGGGACGCGCGGUGGGCCUCCCACUUCUACCUCGUGCGACGCACCAAAGACGCAACGUUCACGCUGUACGCCCGCACCGAUGAUGCCAAGCGCAAAUGGGUUAAAGCUAUUAGAGAUGCUAUCGAUAACUUGGAGCCUCCAGGUUGUCGGAGUACGAAUCACAAGUUCGUGUUACAUACAUUCGAGAAGCCCGCCACGUGUCACCAUUGUUCUAAGUUCCUCAAAGGAAGGAUAUUUCAGGGCUACUUGUGCACAGUGUGCAAUGCGUGUGCGCACAAGGAAUGCAUCGCGCUGUCGGGCCGCUGCGGCGGGGGACUCGCGCCCGCGCCCCCACUCCCCCCACACCAUCACGCGCCCGACCAGGCACUGCACUACUACAUGUGGUACGUGGGCGAGAUGGGUCGUGAGACUGCGACGGCGAGACUGGAGCGUCGCGUGGACGGCACGUUCCUGCUGCGCGUCCGGCCGAACGGCGCGCAUCACGCGCCCCACGCGCCCCACGCCCCCACCGACACCAACCUCGCGCUCUCGCUCAAGACAGACAACACAGUGAAGCACAUGCGCGUUUGCCGCAAGCCAAUAGACCAGGUGCAGCACUAUUACCUGUCCGAGUCGCGGUUCUUCCGCAGCGUCGUCGAGCUCAUCACCUACUACGAGAAGACCAGUCUCUCCGAGAACUUUGAAGGACUGAACUCAAAUCUCCGCUGGCCGUUCCGUCGCGUUGUAGCGACGGUGAUCCACGACUUCCGUCCCCUGGAGAGCUCACAGCUGGCACUGAGACCCGGAGCCAAGGUCCUCGUCCUCAGCAAGGAGGGGGACAGCCGGGGCUGGUGGAAGGGACGCACACUUGACAAGGGUGAUAACCGGUCGGGAUACUUCCCGAAGGAGUGUGUACGCGAGGAGCCGGAGUGUAUCGGGGCGCUUGACUGAUGUCAGCUUUGCCUCGCCGAGCGCGAGCUGCACUUCUCGUCGCCCAGGCCGCCGCAUCUGCUGGACGACUCCGACACCGCCGACCUCGUGUAGGCGGUCUCACACACCCAGACACAUACUUCAUGCCACGGACAAACAUUCUUACAUAUUUUUGAGGAUGUUAUAUUCUACAUGAAUGUUCUAUGUUGGUGUUGUUCAAACGUGUGAGAAUUUGUCGAGUAGGUGACGCCCCAACCGGUGGCCGGGAGGUGAAAUUAGUUUUAGAAUAAUGAGUGUUUACUAUGAAGCAGAGAGCGAGAACGAGGGACGCAGUUAUAUUUUCAUAUCGAUGUUAAACGGUUCGAUAAAUGAUAGCAAAUAAGGUUGUACGGAAUAGUAAUGGAUUCCCGCAACGGGAUGUGUAUAAUGUCCACAAAACUGUAAAUAUAUAUAGAGGGAGUGUAUAAAAUGUACAAUGAUGUAUGGGGUAAGCAAAGCGAGGUGGCCCGACGCCCCGCAAGGGGGAGGGAAUGUUCGACUGCAGAAGUGCUAAUUAGUAUAAUUAUAAAUGUGAACAAUACAAAUAUAAAAUGAUAAAAGAGUAUCUCUACAUAUACGCGUCUAAAUAGUUUUAAAAGAGUUGAUGUAUAGACAAAUAUUUAAUUGAUUCGGAAGAAGAAACUUCGCUCUUCUCUGACGUGUAGAUGAACAUAGUCUGUGGUGCACAGUCUAUUAUUGUUUUUGAAAUGCUAAAUGCAUUUGUGCGAGUUAAAGUAUAUUAUUAUACGAUUUCAUGUUAUUUACUAAAUAUAAAAUAAUUUUGUGAAAAUUUAUUUAGAGAUAUUGGAUAAGGCAUCCAGUUUACACGACACAUAGUUUGAGAGAAUUUUUGAUUUGAAAUGAUGGAUACGGAAACAGUUGGUUAAUAAUGGAGCGAAGGAAUUGAAAUAUUUGGUGUUGCUAUAGUAAUAAUGAUGUGUUGUCACUUACAAAAUAAUUAAUGUUAGAAACGUGUUCUGAAAGUUAUUGUUUAAACUGUAAUAAUAUUUACCAAUGCACUUAUUAUGUAAUUAUUCAAAAUUAAGUUUGGAGAAAUCUCUAGUCGUGUAGAUGGGGCUUUACGAAGCAAUCUCACUUCGGUGUUAAGGUAUGUGUUAUAUAUACAUGUGCAUAUUUGUUGUUAUGUGUAAAAAUAUUUUACCGUUGGUAAUACAACUGUGACAUCACUGACAAAAAUAUCGCUGAAACGUUUAAAAAAC